Drosophila hydei is the source of this 2180-nucleotide messenger RNA. RefSeq names its product zinc finger protein with KRAB and SCAN domains 7. Gene Ontology annotation, biological process: regulation of transcription by RNA polymerase II. Bases 109 to 1896 code for a protein of 595 amino acids. Gene Ontology annotation, cellular component: nucleus. The record is from RefSeq and is a predicted model, not a curated record. The transcript is spliced from 3 exons. Gene Ontology annotation, molecular function: DNA-binding transcription factor activity, RNA polymerase II-specific; zinc ion binding; RNA polymerase II cis-regulatory region sequence-specific DNA binding. NCBI's taxonomy places the organism in Eukaryota, Metazoa, Arthropoda, Insecta, Diptera, Drosophilidae.
UCAAUAAAGUAUACGAAUGACAGCACCUUCUAAUAUUAAUGUCAACCAAUCUGGCAACGACAUUAAAUGUAGUUCUUGUUUGUAGCGUUUUCUCACGACUGCUGCAAAAUGGAUGUGGAGAAGAUUUGUCGCACUUGCCUAAGUCUCUCAGGUCCAUUUUUGUCCAUCUACGAUGGUGGUCCUGGCAGCUGCUUGGUCGAUAUGUUGCGGGAAUUCACGCGCACUAAGCCGCGACGCGAGGAUAAUUUGCCAGCCAGGGUUUGCCUUAGCUGCAUCAGCGAAAUAAACCAUUGUUACUCAUUUAAACUGAAAUGUGAGAGCUCUAAUCGUACGCUGCGACAGCUGCUGCCUAAUGCACUGCCCGAGGAGUCCGAUCAACUGGUCCCACUUCCGACUAGAGUAGCAGUCUCCACAUCCGACAGCUCAUCGCAAACGUAUGUAACGGCAACAGUCAGCAGUGAGGCACAAACGGAUGAAGUACCAAAAACAGAUGCGGAGCAAAAUACAAGUAAUGAAGAGCACCAACAGCCGGAGACAACGCCUGUAAUGGAGGAGGACGAGGAACAGGAGGGUCAGGAGGAGGAAGAAUAUGAUUACGAAUUUACCGAGGAGCAAGAAACAGAUGACACACCGACCAAGGCCAGCGCUGGAAAUAUAAUAUUGCACGUGGAAAAAGACAACAUCAAGUUCGAGACGGAAAUGGUAUACAAUAAGAAUACGGGAGAGUUGCUUGAACAGUCUAUGGAAACUAUUGCCAAACAGAAGGAAUACAAAUAUCGGCUUGUUAGCAAUGGUAAUGGUGAUACAUACAUCUCACGAGAGCCAGUUUCGAAAGAGAAGCAAUCGACUCAGCAGGACUCAGAAUCAACGUCCACGCGCACUCAGCUGGAGGAGCAGCUGGAUGCAAAGAAAUCAAAGCCUACACCCGCAGCCGACGUCGAUGAGCUAAAGGCGAAGUUCCAUUGUGAUCGUUGUAAUGCGGGCUUUGCGUUGGAAAAAUCCUUGAUCAUACAUCGAAGGCAGAACAGCUGUACCCAUCGCAACUUCAAGUGCAAUGAAUGCGAGCGAGUGUUCGUCUCGCUUGAUCAUCUAACCGAGCAUCAGGCCACGCAUGGCGCGUUCAUAUGCCAGGAGUGCGGCUUGCGCUGUGAGUCCAUGGAACAGUUGGGCAGGCACAUGGUGCAGACACACAAACGGAAUCUACGCAAUCAGUGCAAUGUGUGUCAGAAGGUUUUCACUAUGCUGUCUACGUUGCGAGAUCACAUGCGCAUUCAUACCGGCGAGAAACCAUUUGUGUGCAAUGUCUGUGGUAAGGGCUUCACACAAAAUGCGAAUCUGCGACAGCACAAGAUGCGACACUCGGACAUAAAGCGAUUUAAGUGUACUCUGUGCGAUCAUUCCUUUGUAACCAAAGCGGAGCUAACUUCUCAUGGGCGCACCCACACUGGCGUCAAGCCUUAUCAGUGCGAGGUCUGUUCCUCUAGAUUUACGACGAGCUGUUCCCUGGCUAAGCACAAGCGCAAGCACACCGGCGAAAGGCCCUAUGCCUGUGAUCUAUGUCCCAUGCGCUUUACAGCUCUCAAUGUUCUCAAGAAUCACCGACGUACACACACGGGGGAACGUCCUUACGUUUGCCCCUUCUGCUCGAAAAGCUUUACGCAACGUGGCGACUGCCAGAUGCAUCAGCGAACUCAUCAAGGCGACAAAAUCUACAUUUGCCCGGUGUGCAGCGAGGAGUUCAAAACGAUGAACGAUAUGCGCACGCAUCUAACAAUGCACGAGCAGGAUGACAAGCGCCUGGUCCACUUCACCCUGCUGAGUAACAAGGAGAACGGGAACGCGUCGACACUGGAAGAGGCUGAUGAGGAAGAGUCGGAUGCAACUGAUUUACUGUAGGCUAGUUUUUUCACAAAUGGAUUUUUAAAUAAGCUGGGGGUAUUGCAUAGACUAGAGCUGGUAAAGGCAAAAAUUUAGCUGAAAUACUCUCAAUAGUUAGCAACAGGAGUUGUCAGGUUGAAUCGAUUGUAUUUAUCGAUAAUCCAUUUGAAGGGUAUGUAGAACAUAAGUUUAAUAAAUAUUCCCUUGCUAUUGUUAUAUAGUGGGUGAAGAUAAAAAGACAAAUAAAAUGCGAUUAUAAUUCGAAGAUCGCUUGGUGGACUAGUCUGUCACUAGAAAGUUAA